CAUAGUCAAAGAAAGAAAAAGAAACAACAAAAGUAGCAAUAACAUAAGACCAUACCCAGCUUGCAGCCUGAGUAGCAUCAAUCUAAAGCCUAGAUUGUCAUCCAAAUUGCAUAAAGAAGUUCUUGACUGCCCGCCGGCUCCAGUGUAUUGCAUGCCAAUGCUCUUGCUGCUGCAGCACAACCUAUGUAUGGAGCCAGCGUAUAAAUGUAUAAAUAAAAUUGGAUAAAGAAGUUCUUGACUGCCCGCCGGCUCCAAUGUAUUACAUGCCAAUGCAAUGAUAUGACGAUGCUCUUGCUGCUGCAGCACAACCUAUGUACGAAGUCAGUGUAUAAAUGUAUAAAUAACCUAUAUAGUAGAGCUAUUUUUUCUCUUAUUAAAGACAAUAUUAUUUCUGUAUAGCCAUAACGAUCAACACAAAGUUGUCGUCGCUACCAUUAUAAUAACUUUCUAAGUGUUUACUAAGAUCACCAAGCCAAUUUCUAAAGAUAAUUGAAAUACUACACGGUGGGAAAAGGGUCGAUGCCACUUGAAUGAUAAAACAUACAGAUCUUGCAAAUCAACAAUAAAAAAUAUGCUUAUUUUCUUAUUUUUGUAACAGAAGUAACACUUUUGACUAUCUUGACAUCAACAAUAAAAAAUAUGCUUAAUUGUCUCAUUUUUAUAACAAAGUAAUACUUUUGACUAUCUUGAUAUUAUCUUUUGAUUAGAUUAUCUUUUGUUAGUAGUACGCACUUUCGUAGGUACCAUAGAAACACUUUAAUUUUUACAGGUACUUUUAAUUUUCAUAGUUUUGUUCAUGUUAGGUGCAUCACUCGAUAGAGUGAAUUCACUGAGAACUUUCCAUCUUUAUUCAAAUUCCAGUGAAAUUCAUCCGGUUGUUGUGUUAGAGUGAUGUUGAUAAGGCAAGGAAGCAAUCCGUUCCAUGCUAUCAAUUUUGGGCCAAUUAGUUACGGCCGAAAAGAUAUAUUGGAUGAGUAAGAUUGUAAUACACUGGCAACAAUAUCCUAUUUAUUUUGUGCUAUAUUAUAUGAGCUUGAUAUCGCUCGCAAAACCAAGAAUUUCCUAACCAGCUUGGAUGUUGGCAACAGUAUAUUGUCUGUCGUCCUCUGUGCUUGCUAGCUAUCGUCAUCAUCAUGGCCUUGCUGUUGGCGCACCAGGGAAGAAGAAAGAAUGGGGUCAAAAGGCCGGGUAGCAUAUAUAUCAAGGAGUGCAAGCCAAGAAAGCAGCACGACUACAACUAGUAAGUGGAUUGCAUCAUAGUAUACCAUGCUAUGGUUGACAAAUUGAAGAGACCUUAAUAAUUCCCAUCUUCUUUACAUGGCAACGAUCGAUCGGUCCUUGUGAUGGUAUCAUACGAUACAAUACGGAACGGAACCGUGGCUAGACCAUCUAAUUGACAAAUGAAUGAGGCUCUAGUGCUCUACUCCAUCUAGUCUAGUUUCAUUCAUUUUCUUGUUUCUGGAUGUAUGCAUGGUUGACCUGAGUUUCGUGCAUCUUUAUAGAUACAAACCGAUUCGCUAACCGAUCCGUCUCUCACUGUCACCGUACAUUUAAUCCCUGUUGGUGACUGAAAGAAAAUCUCGGAUGGAUUCAGAUGUCUUUUAAAAUCGGAGGAACAAUAACACGCACUGACGCAGAUAUAUAGCCAGAUCGCAGGUGGAGCUGGGCAGGCAGCAACCAUGUGUGGUGUGGUGUGGUGUGGCGUGGCCUUUUCAGGUGCGCAUGUUGAUAGAUAGGUGAUGAGACCAGCUGAGGUCAAAUCGAAAGAUGAUGCAGAUGGAUGGAUCGACGGACAAACAUAGAUGGAUGCACCGUCACCACCUUCAAUUAUACUCCAAAAUGCUUCGUAAUCAGCCCAGCCACCAGCUGUUAACCUCACCUCGAUCAGUAUGCAUUCAUGACCACACCUUGCAAACCCCUCUUUUUCUUUCCAUGCUUCUUAAUAUUCAGACGCCCGCAAAUGGGAACUCUCUCGGUCGCCGGUCAUCUUCACCGUCGACUGGUUAGGGUUAGCGGCAGGGUUUGCUUCUGGGCGUUUUCACCGAUUGGUUGUCGAGCUUAGAAAGAUGGUCCUGGUAGGCACAGUAGAGGAGGUGUGCGGCGAGCGGAGUGGUGAGGUGACCAGGGCGGCACGGAUGGUGAAAGACAAUUGGCACGUGGUGAACAUUUAGCCACAUGAGCAUGUAAAAAUGGAUUGGUUAGGAUGGUGGUGGGCGGCGAGAGCGGAUCCGGUGGUGAGAGAGGUGCUGAAGACACAGCAGGCGGGCAUGCAAGGGAGCUCUUCACAUCAGCGCACAAGGAGAAGAAACAAACACGAGGAAACAAAAGAGAGGAGGAGCACACGAUCCAAAUCCAACGGUUGUCCUUCGUCAACUGAAAACCCCCUCAUUUUUCAGGCGGAUAUCAUCACCCGUUUCUUUCACUCUCAAAUAGCCACUCAACCAUAUAAUGCAACUGAAUUACGUCCGUAUAGGGCGCCUUGCUUAUAAAUGUUGAGUUUGAUUCCUCUCGAGAAAAGGUUGAGUUUAUAAAUUCAACUCGCUUGGAAACGUACUGAAGCUCCACAUGACAAAAAAAACAUGGUCCCAUUCCCCACUCUAGCACGUCACCUUCUUCUACGAGUCCAGAUCUUCAUCUCAACAACAUUUAUAGAGUGUCAAAAAAUUCUAAGCUAGUUUAAACCAUUUGUUUACUUUCAAGACUACUCUGAUAUAUGGUCUUCAUUGUCUCCUUUUCUUUUCAUGCCCACUAUAUAUCUAGUUACUGUUUUAGUAGGAACUAGGAACUAUAUCACAUUUGACUUAGCAAGGCCCAUUUCUGUCCAACUAUUUACCUCAAACACCUUCCAUUCUGAGCGUCUACUUUCUUCCUAGCAACUGCGAGCUCGGAGCUUAUUAGCACUUGCAGCAUAAAUCAUUGCAAGUAGUUGCCUCUUGCUUUCUUCUUCCUCCUCCUCCUCUUCUUCAUCUUGGUGGUGGUGCUAGCUGGUUCUCGCUUCCAUUGAUAUCAUAUCCAUAGCAGCAGAGACAGCGAGAGGGGAUGCCCAUGGCUCUGGAGUCAUGGCUCACCAAGGUCCGCUCAGCCAUGUCCUCUGCAAAGUCCUCGGCAGCGCUGCCGGGCCCCAAGAAGAGCAGCGUCGGCAUCCUCGCCUUCGAGGUCGCCAGCCUCAUGUCCAAGCUCCUCCACAUGUGGCGCGCCAUCGGGGACGCCGCGCUCGCGCGCCUCCGCCACGAGACCAUCAACUUAGACGGCGUUCGCAAGGUCGUCUCCGACGACGAUGACUUCCUCCUCGGUCUCGCCUGCGCCGAGCUCGUCGACGCGCUCCGCGCUGCGUCCGACUCCGUCGCCGCGCUCGCCGCGCGCUGCGCCGACCCCAGCCUCCGCGAGUUCAGGAGCGCAUUUUUGGAGUUCGCCGACACCGGCCGCGACCGGCAACGGUGGGCGGCGGCCAGCUGGAAGGAGAUGGAGACGAGGGCGCACAAGAUGGACAAGCAGGUGGCCAGCACUUCCGCGCUCCGCAGAACCAUGGAGGAGCUGGCCGAGGCCGAGCACGGCCUCCGCAAGCUCCUCCAUAGCGGCAACGGCGGCGGAUGCCAUCGCAGCAGCCUGUCGGCGAGUAAGAUCUCUGUGGCGGCCGAGCAGCAGCAGCUGAUAUUCUCCAAGAAGCAGGAGGUGAAGCACCUCAAGCAGACAUCCCUCUGGGGCUGCACCUUCGACGCCGUCGUCGCAUCGCUGGCGCGUUCGGCAUUCACCACCCUCGCGCGCAUCAAGCUCGUCUUCGGCGCCGGCCACGAACAGCGCCACCCACCGCUGUACCGCAGCCUGACACUCUCCUCGGCUGUACACCCGUCCGCCGACGCGCAGUCCCCGCUGCCGCUGGCGCGGAAGUCCAUGUCAAUGGAGGGGCUGCUGUUCGACCAGAGCCUCGCUUCGAAACGGGACGGUUUCUUCGAGAACAGCGCGGCGGCGCUAUCGCCCCCGCCGGGGACGCUGGGCGCGGCCGCGCUGGCGCCGCGAUACGCCGGGCUGGUGAUCUCGAUCGAGCGGAUGGCACGGUCGCCGCGGCUAGUGGGACCCGACGAGCGGGACGAGCUGUACGGCAUGCUCACAGCGAGCGUGCGCGCGCAGCUUCGCGCGCGUCUGCGCGGCACGGUGCCCGCCGCCGACCCGGGGCUGGCCGGGCAGUGGCGCGCUGCGCUGGCGGGGAUCCUGGAGUGGUUGGCCCCGAUGGCGCACGCGACGAUGCGGUGGCAGGCGGAGCGCAGCUUCGAGCAGAGGAAUAAGUCGGCGGACGUGACGGCGAGGUGCGGCGGCGGGGGCAACGUGCUGCUGCUGCAGACGCUGCACUUGGCCGACCGUGACAAGGUGGAUGCUGCGGUCGUCGAGCUCCUCGUGGGGCUGAACUACGUGUGGCGUUUCGAGAAGGAGAUGAGCUGCCGCGCGCUCUUCGCCGUCCACCGGCAGCUGAUGGAGGGCAACUUGAACGGCGUGGAGGACACCGCCGGCGCGGCCGACGGCAGCUGCCAAGGCAAUGGCAAUGGAACAGUAAGCUCAUGCGCGUAGACCGUCCGAUCAGAAAUCAACUACGACGAGGGCAAGAUGUUGAUCGAUAGAGCGACAGAUUUGGGCUGCGCUGUUUCAAGUUUUUUAUUUGUUUCUUUUUGCUAGUUGAUCUCCAUGUAUUUUGUGGUAAUUAAUUGGGGAGGGAUGGAAUCUUGAUGUACAAAUUAAAGAAAGAUGACUCCUGGUAGUGAUCAACUCCAGUAGUAAGAAACAGAUGACUCCUAGUCCUAGAA
This is a messenger RNA of Phragmites australis (common reed), 4796 nucleotides long. RefSeq lists its product as uncharacterized. The transcript has a single exon. The record is from RefSeq and is a predicted model, not a curated record. Gene Ontology annotation, biological process: positive regulation of growth. NCBI's taxonomy places the organism in Eukaryota, Viridiplantae, Streptophyta, Magnoliopsida, Poales, Poaceae. The coding region runs from base 3040 to 4563 and encodes 507 amino acids.